CCUUCAAUGUUUUUGCGGUGGCAUAUCAGCAAACCACUUUUGCGCAUUUCAGUCGUCAGUUACACGUAACAUGCAACACAGUGGUUUAGUAUUGUGAAUUUUUAUUUAUUGAUUGUACACAAAUCGAUUUAAUUGUGUGUUUAUCCGCUGUGCAAUGUACAUCUACGAGCAACCAACAAAAAAUUCAUUUACCACAGUUGAAGAAUUUCAAGAAGCCUUCAACCUCUUCGAUAAUCGUGGUGAUGGCAAAAUCCAAUUGAGUCAAGUGGGUGAGUGCCUGCGUGCGCUCGGCCAAAAUCCCACCGAAUCGGAUGUGAAGAAAUGUACACACCAACUGAAACCGGAUGAACGUAUUAGUUUUGAAGUAUUCUUGCCCAUCUAUCAGGCAAUUUCGAAGGCACGUUCUGGUGAUACUGCUGAUGAUUUCAUCGAAGGUCUACGCCAUUUCGACAAGGAUGCCAGCGGUUUUAUUUCAUCAGCCGAAUUGAGACAUUUAUUAACCACUUUGGGUGAAAAGUUGACCGAUGAAGAGGUCGAACAGCUAAUGACCAAUCAAGAAGACACACAAGGCAAUGUCAACUAUGAAGAAUUCGUGCGUAUGGUCAUGAAUGGUUAAAUGAAAAUGUUAUUCGUUCAGCUGAGGUCGUGCAUUUACUUAAGUAAAUAAAAUAAAUUAAUAUAAAGAAAACGUUUAUAAUUCCCUUUACAAGCAUACCUGUUUCAAUAUUAAUGAACUUAAUUAAAAAAUCGCUUAUUAACAAGAAAUUAAAACAACAAAUAAAGUUAAAAAAAAAACUAAUUAUUUAUAUGAAACAAGAAGUAUUCCACAUGCAUAUGCAGGUACAUACAUACAUACAGUUAUAUGAGUAUGUCGCGAAUUCGAUAAAUUUUAUUGAAUUAAGUUAUAUAUGUAUGUAUAUUGAAUUGUAUUGUUAUUGAUGCGCUGAGCAGCCGUUUAAUAUAUUAGUAUUUGUAUGCUGCGUGCGACAAUGCAACAUGUGCAUAUCCCCACACUGAAAAUAAAUUUAGUAGAAUCUGAAUUUGUCAUGAUGUAUUAUUACUUAUGUAUGUAUUACAAUAAAAAUCUUAAAUAAUUUUUUUGUACACUAAA
Molecule: messenger RNA, 1111 nt
Organism: Ceratitis capitata (Mediterranean fruit fly)
Lineage: Eukaryota; Metazoa; Arthropoda; Insecta; Diptera; Tephritidae
Gene: Mlc-c
Product: myosin-2 essential light chain
Exons: 2
Coding region: 155-616 (153 amino acids)
Cellular component (GO): myosin II complex
Molecular function (GO): myosin heavy chain binding; calcium ion binding
Source: RefSeq, a predicted model, not a curated record